AUCUCAGUCCAACUGCUCGUCUCAGCUUACGGGAUUUACUUAUCAGCACAUCUAACGGUCUGCCUGCUGCUUUCACCAAUCCUCAACUAGUAUGUGCAACGGAAUAGCAACCCUGCCUACCACCUGCCUCAAAAGAGCAAAAGACCUGAAAGCCAGGCUGGCCAGCUUCUUGCAAAAACCUGACUGGAGUCUAGCAAGCUGCAAAAUAGGCAAAACUACACCUAGUCUGGAAGAAUGCAUGAGGUGGAAAGAGUCUUUGGAAAAGCUUCUGUCUAAUAAACAUGGACUGAUGACCUUUACUGCUUUCCUGAUGUCAGAGUUUAGUGAGGAGAACAUUGCCUUCUACUUCGCCUGUGAGGACUUCAGGAGCACUAAGUCUGCUGCCAAGCUGCCCACCAAAGCUCAGAAAAUCUACGAUGAGUUUAUCUGCACGGACGCACCACGAGAGGUGAACAUUGACCAUGAGACUCGUGACAUCACCAGGGCCAACCUGAGCAAUCCAUCUAGAUCCUGCUUUGACAUGGCCCAGCAUAAGAUCUACCUUCUCAUGGCGAAGGACUGCUACCCACGCUUCCUCCGUUCCCCGGCUUACAAGGACCUUCUCAGCCAGCUCCGCGCCAAGUGCACGUCCACCACAAAGAAGGCGUGAAACAGCGAGGGCCAAGUGUGGUCAUCAGGAGUUUUAACAGCAAAGGAACGCAUUGCUGUUGAGCGUUGAGCGGCGGAUGUCUCGUCGUGAAGAGACAUGGGAGGGGGACGGGUUCUGGUGCCAGCUGCUUUGAAAGCCAGGGAGUGUGAAUCACCAUUGAACUCUGAUCAAGGAAAAGGCAAAGAGAAGAUACAGCCCAAGUGACGCCCUGUCACGGAUGGACGCUCAGACUGUGAUGGCAAUAGAGCUGUGUUGGCAAAAUAAACACAUGAGGUAGACACUCAUUUGUGAAUGAACAGGGCCACUGAGAGUGCUGAAUAAAGCGUGUAAAGGAUGCAUUGACAAUGACUUGGAAUUCAACAAUCUGAAGACACACUGUUAGUGUCCCUGUCUACUGCAUUGAUAUCUAACACUGUGUUCAUAGCUAGGCCUGUUUUGUCAUGCAUAUUAUUAUUUAUUCUAUUUAUUGUUUUCUACCUUGUCCUGUUAUCUUUUUGUGUCAAAUAUUGUGUUUGACAACACUCAAAGGAGAGAAAACAAACUGUGCAAUAUAUUUCUACUGUGGUCUAAUUGUUACUUUUGUCUGAUUCUGUUGUCAUUUUAUACAUUCCAUAAAUCAUAAUAUAUUUAUUAAAAAUAUAUAUAUUUGAAUAUUGA
Esox lucius (northern pike) is the source of this 1306-nucleotide messenger RNA. RefSeq names its product regulator of G protein signaling 16 (gene rgs16). NCBI's taxonomy places the organism in Eukaryota, Metazoa, Chordata, Actinopteri, Esociformes, Esocidae. The coding region runs from base 92 to 649 and encodes 185 amino acids. The transcript is spliced from 4 exons. The record is from RefSeq and is a predicted model, not a curated record.